Molecule: messenger RNA, 1261 nt
Organism: Larimichthys crocea (large yellow croaker)
Lineage: Eukaryota; Metazoa; Chordata; Actinopteri; Sciaenidae
Gene: osgepl1
Product: O-sialoglycoprotein endopeptidase-like 1
Exons: 7
Coding region: 25-1254 (409 amino acids)
Biological process (GO): tRNA threonylcarbamoyladenosine modification
Cellular component (GO): mitochondrion
Source: RefSeq, a predicted model, not a curated record
UCGUCUCUAGUUCACAGCUGAUUCAUGACCAUGUUCCUUACUAAAGCAAACAUCCUGCACAGGCUGCCACAGGUUUGUUUCCCUGCUUCAUUUGGGAAAGCACACUCGUCCAGGCUGGUUUUGGGCAUUGAGACCAGCUGCGAUGAGACUGGAGCUGCUGUGCUGGACGAGACAGGUCAAAUACUGGGAGAGUCUCUGCAUUCACAGAAAGAAGUGCAUCUGAGGACAGGUGGCAUCAUCCCCACAGUGGCACAACAGCUCCACAGAGAAAACAUAGAGCGUGUCGUCCAUGAGGCUUUGCAGAGGAGCAACGUGGAUGCUGACCAGCUCUCGGCUGUGGCCACCACGGUGAAGCCGGGCUUGGCCCUGAGCUUGGGCAUCGGCCUUGAGUUCAGUCAGAGGUUUGUGAGGAAGCACAACAAGCCCUUCAUCCCCAUCCACCACAUGGAAGCUCACGCCCUGACCGUCAGGAUGCUUCAACCUGUCGCCUUCCCCUUCCUGGUCCUGCUUGUCUCUGGUGGUCACUCGCUUCUCGCUGUGGCCCGAGGAGUCGACGACUUUCUGCUUUUGGGUCACACUCUCGAUGAAGCUCCAGGGGAUACACUGGAUAAAGUGGCCAGACGGUUGUCUCUCAUAAAACACCCGCAGUGCUCGACGCUGAGUGGAGGGCAAGCGAUAGAGCUUCUGGCAAAGGACGGUGACAGGACGAGGUUUCGCUUCAGGACGCCUAUGGGACAAACACACAACUGCUGCUUUUCUUUCGCUGGGCUGCGAAAUCAAGUUACCAUGGCGAUUAUGAAAAAAGAGGCAGAGGAAGGUAUACGACAGGGGUCACUGUUAUCCUGUGUGAAUGACAUUGCAGCUGCUACGCAACACACAAUAGCCUCUCAUCUUGCAAAGCGCACACAUCGUGCCAUCUUGUUCUGUAAGGCAAACAGCCUGUUGCCGGAAAGAAACCCCACUUUGGUGCUGUCUGGAGGGGUUGCAAGCAAUCAGUACAUCCGCAAGGCUUUGUCCAUCGUCACUGAGAUGACAGGACUACACCUGCUCUGUCCUCCAGCCAAAUUCUGCACUGACAACGGAGUGAUGAUUGCAUGGAACGGCGUUGAGCGCCUGAGAGAAGGGAAAGGGAUCCUGCCUCCAGAUGUGGACGUCUUCUAUGAGCCAAAGGCGCCGCUGGGAGCUGACAUAACGGCGGAGGUGGAGGCAGCAGCCAUCAGGUUGCCGUCAGUCAGGAUGAAGAUCCUCAACUGACAGACAG